Messenger RNA from Ricinus communis (castor bean), 3624 nucleotides. RefSeq names its product vacuolar sorting protein 3. Bases 231 to 3248 code for a protein of 1005 amino acids. NCBI's taxonomy places the organism in Eukaryota, Viridiplantae, Streptophyta, Magnoliopsida, Malpighiales, Euphorbiaceae. The record is from RefSeq and is a predicted model, not a curated record. Gene Ontology annotation, cellular component: cytoplasm; membrane. The transcript has 14 exons. Gene Ontology annotation, biological process: autophagy; intracellular protein transport; endosomal vesicle fusion.
UCCUUUGCCUGCACGGUCCAAAGUCCUUGUUAUAAUUUGCCAGCGGAAGGCUUGAGUUUGACAAAAAAAGAAAGGAAAAAGAAAAAAGAGGCUGCAGCAAUGACCUGGUUUCCGUUGCUGUGAAGGAAGAGCAAAUUGAAUACAAAACAAAAAUCAGUUCUAUGGCCUUCACCUCCAAGUGAUAACUCUCUAAAUUCCUUUAAAACCCUAACAGCGAUAAAGAAAAUUCCAUGGCUAAGCCCGAUUCUACUUCUCGAACAGUAAUUGAACCUCAUUCUAACAUAGACCUCUCCACUUACUCCCCAGCCUGUUCAAUUCGAUCUCUAUCCAUCUCUUCCAUUUCAAAUUCUCAAACGCUAAUCUACAUCGCCACUUCCUCUGGAUCCUUGAUUUUGCUCUCCAGUAACAACGAUCUCAGCGAUUCUUCUUCUACUUCUUCCGUUUCCUUUAUUCGAAGUGUUUCUGUUGUUGAUUCUUCUCCAAUUGAAUCAGUUCUUGUGCUCUCUGAUGUUGGGAAGCUUCUUUUACUCUCUGAUGGUUCCUUGUUUUUAGCGGAUUCUCUUUUGUUUCAGCCUGUUAAAAAAAUGACAUUUUUCAAGGGUGUUUCUGCUGUUUGUAAGAGAAUUCGAAGCAGUGAGUUUGAUGGUACUGAGUUAUUGGCUACCAAUUUGGAAUCUUCAAGUACAAGUCAGCGGAUUUUGCAUAAAUUGGGAAGUGGGAUUAGAGCUAAUGGAGUUAAAACAAAACAAACUUUACAACAAAAUGGAAGUAACAAUAUAUUUGCUGUUGUAAUCGGUAAAAGGUUGAUAUUAGUACAGCUUGUUUUUGGGAACAGUAACAAUACUAAUAGACUUGCCAAGAAUGAGAAAGACAUUGAUAGUUUAAAUGGGUCUUUUGCAGUUUUGAAAGAGAUACAGUGUAUUGAUGGGGUUAAGACCAUUGUGUGGCUUAAUGACUCGAUAAUCGUGGGUGCUGUUAAUGGGUAUAGUUUGUUUUCUUGUAUUACUGGCCAAAGUGGUGUAAUAUUUACAUUACCGGAUUUGUGCAGCCCGCCACAGCUUAAAUUGUUGUGGAAAGAGAAGAAGGUGCUAAUGUUAGUAGACAAUGUUGGAAUUGUUGUUAAUGAGCAUGGACAACCUGUUGGAGGGAGUUUAAUUUUUCGUCAUAGCCCUGAUUCUGUAGGGGAAUUGUCAUCGUGUGUGGUGGUUGUCAGAGAUGGGAAGAUGGAGUUAUAUAAUAAGAGAUCAGGCAGUUGUAUUCAGACUCUUAUUUUUGGUGCCGAAGGAGUUGGACCAUGCGUUGUUGCCAAUGAGGAAUGUGGGGAUGGAAAACUUAUUAUUGCUGCGACAACCACCAAGGUUUUCUGCUACUCAAAAGUGUCUUGUGAAGAACAAAUCAAAGAUCUAUUGAGAAAGAAAAACUUCAAGGAAGCCAUCUCCUUGUUGGAGGAGCUCGAGUCUGAAGGUGAAAUGUCAAAUGAAAUGCUAUCUUUUGUUCAUGCUCAAGUGGGUUUCCUCUUGCUUUUCGACUUGCAAUUUGAGGAAGCAGUGAAUCACUUUUUGCAGUCAGAGACUAUGCAGCCUUCUGAAGUAUUUCCAUUUAUAAUGCAAGAUCCAAACCGGUGGUCACUGCUGGUUCCUAGGAACCGUUACUGGGGUUUGCAUCCUCCUCCUGCCCCUCUUGAAGAUGUUGUAGAUGAUGGAUUGAUGGCUAUCCAAAGAGCUAUUUUUCUCAGGAAAGCAGGUGUAGAUACUUCAGUAGAUAAUGCUUUUAUAUUGAAUCCACCGACUAGAUCUGAUUUACUGGAGUCAGCAAUCAAACACAUCAUCAGGUAUUUGGAAGUUUCACGUGAGAAAGAGUUGGCUUUGUCUGUACGAGAGGGAGUUGACACACUUUUAAUGUACCUUUAUAGAGCCUUAGACCGAGUAUAUGAUAUGGAGAGGCUUGCAUCUUCUGAAAACAGCUGUAUUGUGGAGGAGUUAGAAACUUUAUUAGAUGACUCUGGACAUCUACGUACGCUUGCCUUCUUAUAUGCGAGUAAAGGGAUGAGUUCAAAGGCUCUUGCCAUGUGGCGCAUUUUGGCAAGAAACUAUUCUUCUGGUCUAUGGGAAGAUACUGUGGUGGAGUCUGACUUACAAGAGGGCAAUACAAAUAUUCUGUCUGGUAAAGAGAUUACUGCAAUUGAGGCAUCAAAAAUUCUAGAGGAGUUGUCCGAUCAGGAUUUGGUUUUGCAGCACCUUGGAUGGAUUGCAGAUAUUAAUCCAGUGCUUGCAGUUGAAGUUUUGACUUCAAAGAAAAGAGUAAAUCACCUUUCACCAGAUGAAGUGAUUGCUGCUAUUGAUCCAAAAAAGGUUGAAAUUUUACAAAGGUAUCUCCAAUGGUUGAUUGAAGAUCAAGAAUCUACUGAUAUCCAGUUCCACACACUAUAUGCUCUCUCACUUGCAAAGUCGGCAAUUGAAUCCUUCACGUUGGAAAGUGCUUCUGAGAACCCUGAUGAUGAAAGGGUGGAUGUGGCAAAAUUUUCUGAUUUUGGUAGAAAUUCAAUUUUUCAAAGCCCUGUACGAGAAAGGUUACAGAUAUUCUUACUAUCAUCAGACUUGUAUGAUCCAGAAGAGGUCCUUGACUUGAUUGAAGGAUCAGAACUAUGGCUUGAAAAGGCCAUUCUAUACAGAAAAUUAGGACAAGAGACAUUGGUGCUCCAAAUUCUGGCCCUGAAGCUGGAGGACUGUGAUGCUGCUGAACAAUAUUGUGCAGAGAUUGGCAGACCUGAUGCAUAUAUGCAGUUACUUGAUAUGUAUUUGGAUCCACAAAAUGGUAAAAAGCCUAUGUUUAAGGCUGCUGUCCGUCUUCUGCAUAACCAUGGAGAAUCACUGGAUCCUUUGCAAGUUUUAGAGACAUUGUCUCCAGAAAUGCCUCUUCAACUUGCGUCAGAUACAAUACUGCGAAUGUUGAGGGCUCGGCUGCAUCAUCAUUGUCAAGGACAAAUUGUGCAUAAUCUAUCUCGUGCUAUAAAUGUUGAUGCAAGACUUGCAAGAAUGGAGGAAAGAUCACGACAUGUGCAGAUUAAUGAUGAGAGCCUUUGUGAUUCCUGUCAUGCACGCCUUGGAACUAAACUUUUUGCUAUGUACCCAGAUGAUACUGUUGUCUGUUACAAGUGUUACCGGCGUCAAGGUGAGUCCACUUCUGUCAAAGGCCGGAACUUUAAGCAAGAUGUCCUAUUCAAACCAGGCUGGCUUGUGACACGCUGAGCUAGACUCUAGUUAUCGGAAUCAAGAGAUCGGCAUCUGGGAAGCCUGAUGGUUCUAACUACCGACUUUCUUAUGUUCAUGGUAAUCAAAGUUUCUUUCUCGGCCAAAAUGAGGUCGUUCAUAGUGAUCAUCGCUCGUGUAUAUAUGAAUAAUUAUGGUCAGAGGAGCUGGACUGUGUCUAUUUUUGGUACUUUUUAGUUUAUCUUAUAUAAUGGGUGUUGGACGCUCAUUUGUAGUUUAGUAGAGGGAUCGAAAAAGUUGCUCAAGUGAUUCUAGAAUACAGAAUUAUAUGAAUGCCAAGCAACGAAUAUACUUCUGGGCAACAAUGUUUUGACUUGAAUUAAAUAGUUUUCAUAGUUAUUGAUUUAAGAACUAA